AUGGGGAGGUUAUUUUUGGUGGAUCUUGAAGGCAAAACUGUUAACUGCAAAAUCUGCAAAACCCAACUUGCCCUUACUAAUAACCUUAUGUCAAAGGAUUUUAUUUGCCACAAGGAAAAAGCAUACUUGUUCAGAAAUGUGGUAAAUAUAACUUUUGGACCUAAUGAGGAGAAAAUGAUACUUUCUGAAAUGCACACAAUUGCAGAUAUAUUUUGUUGUUGUUGUGGGCAAAUUGUUGGCUGGAAAUAUGUGGCAACCCCAUAUGGCAAUAAUCACAAGUGUAAAGAAGGGAAUUUUGUCCUUGAAAAAGGACAUAUUUUCUUUGUUCAAGCAUGA
Nicotiana tabacum (common tobacco) is the source of this 336-nucleotide messenger RNA. RefSeq names its product protein yippee-like At5g53940. The record is from RefSeq and is a predicted model, not a curated record. NCBI's taxonomy places the organism in Eukaryota, Viridiplantae, Streptophyta, Magnoliopsida, Solanales, Solanaceae.